Neopsephotus bourkii (Bourke's parrot) is the source of this 935-nucleotide messenger RNA. It is a transcript of the gene PLD6, whose product is annotated as phospholipase D family member 6. The record is from RefSeq and is a predicted model, not a curated record. Gene Ontology annotation, cellular component: mitochondrion. Gene Ontology annotation, molecular function: RNA endonuclease activity producing 5'-phosphomonoesters, hydrolytic mechanism. The transcript has 2 exons. NCBI's taxonomy places the organism in Eukaryota, Metazoa, Chordata, Aves, Psittaciformes, Psittacidae. Bases 1 to 663 code for a protein of 220 amino acids. Gene Ontology annotation, biological process: piRNA processing.
AUGUGGGUGCCGGGUGCAGGGGGGCGGCCGGGCCUUGCCGUGGCCAUGGCGGCGGCGGCGGCGGCUUGCUUAGCCGUGGCCAUGGCGGCUCGGCGCUGGCGGCGUCGCCCCGUCCGUGAGGUGCUGUUCUUCCCCUCGCCGCCCAGCUGCACCGAGGAGCUGCUGGCCGAGGCGGCGGGGCCCGGCGCUCGGGUCCAGCCCUGCCCCUGCCCGCUGCCGCGCAGCGACUGCUCCCUCAGCCGCCUGCUGAGGCGGCUCCUGUCCGCCCGCCGCUCGCUCGACAUCUGCCUCUUCGCCUUCUCCUGCCCGCAGCUCGGUCUCGCCGUGCGGCUCCUGCACCGCCGCGGCGUCCGCGUCCGGGUGGUCACCGACGAGCAGUACAUGGGGCUGCGGGGGUCGCAGAUCGGCCUCCUCCGGCACGCCGGGAUCCAGGUGCGCCACGACCAGGGCCACGGGUACAUGCACCACAAGUUCGCCAUCGUGGACCGGAGGAUGCUCAUCACGGGGUCCCUCAACUGGACCACGCAGGCCAUCCAGAGCAACCGGGAGAACGUGCUGGUGGUGGAGGAUGCUGAGUAUGUGAAGCCGUACCUGGAUGAGUUUGAAAGGAUUUGGGAGGAAUACAAUCCCACCAACAAUAGGUUUUUAUGCCAAGGACAGUGAUGGAGCUGCCUCAUACAGCUGGUGGAGUAUUAGCAGAUGAGAGCAUUCACAGCCUAUAUGGACAUCAGUAUAGUAUCCACUUGGGUGUAAUUUAGGCAAGCUCCUGAGAAGCCAAGUUCUCUCUACCCUGAAUGACCCGCUUUGCUGUGGGCCAUUCCCAUGCUAGAGGGAACCACACAGCUAUAUGGGAAUUGUGUUGAGGAUAGCUGUGACAGGGCUGCCUUUGUAGGGCUUAAAGCAGGCAGGCUCAUUGCUGUGCCCUGGUGCAGUAU